CUGGAGUUCAUUUCAGAGUUCAGACUUCAGAGACAAAAACGAAACGCAAGAUUUUUUUUUUUUUUUUUUAAGAUGACGACGAAGGAUGAAGGAGCCGUGGAUUGAAGAUCAACACAGGUAUUUCAUACUAUUCUCCUCUUUUUGUCAUUAUGGUUUUCUGUAUCUACUGGAUCUUUUUUUUUAGGGUUUUAAGAAAGAAUUCCCGUUAGUGUUAUCAUUUCCAUUUUUUGAUUUUUUUGUUGUGGUUUGAGUAUUUUUUUGAGUAAUGGGUUUUAAUUGGAUUUCGGUAAUUUGGGGCUCAGUUUGAGUAUUUGUGGUUAUGGGGGAUUUGUGGUGUUUAUCAUCUGUUUGUUUUAUUGUUACAAUGAAGUUGUAGGCCUGCUGCUACUCCUCCGAAAUUUCGUUUCUCUUUUUUCUGGGUUUCAAUCAUUUUUAAGCUUGGAUGGAUUUAUUUUGCGAAAGACAGUUUACUAGUGACUUAAUCAGCAAAAACAUUUUAGAAGGUUAAUUUGGUCAUACCAUUGACAAGAUUCUAGACAUGACUGUCCAUCUGCAGAAUUAAAUUUCUUGGCUGUAGGACUCAUGUGCAAUACUAUGUUCGUCUACGGGGCAUUCUUUAUUAGAUUGGGUCCUCAAUUUUUAGUUAUCGACAAUGUUCAGAUUUCAGUAAUUCAGGAUAACUGAAAUAUGUUAACCUGAUAAUUUUAAUUGGUUCUUAUGAGGCAGGAAAGAGACCUAACAACUGUUACUUCAUGUCUCAUAGCAUUCAUGUAGAUACUUAAGCUGAAAUGUCCUAGUUUAUAACUAAUGAAUUCACUGAAUAUAUACAUUGGUGUAAUCAAAUUGAUCUCUUUAUAGUCUUUAUAAGUAAUUGAAUAGAGCACAUGCAAUUUCCCAGUACAUUUGGUCACUGACUAUGCAGUAUGCUUUUAGAAUGGCUGAGAUGUGUAGUAGCAGUAGCACUCUGCGUCAAUAACUAUUCUAGGAAGCAGACUCUUUGAGCUAUAACGUCUCAUUGGAAACUUGAACUCCUAGGGACGAUACUGUGGGGUGAACUAUUUAGUUUUCUCUUGCAUUUAGCUAAACUUCUUAUUAAAUCAUAACCAAACAACAUAAAUCCGUGCUUAUUGCUUAUGUUUCUUGUAAGACUCUAUGUUUCAAACUGAUAUUCUUGUUCUGUGGAUGGCUAGAAUAAAAACCUGAUAAAAUUAUAUGUAGGUUUAGUAAAAUGAUGGGAUGCGGAUUGUGACUUCUAUGCAUAAAUCAUCGGAUUCUCUGUUUUUCGGUACUCAAAACUAUUAUCCUUUCGUACUUCUAUAUUAUAGAAGAGACUCUUAGUGUCUAUAACGACUGAGUUUGACCGCAAAAGACGAUAAAAAAUAAGACCCAUCCAGAACCCCAGUGCUUUACCCCCCUUAUCUCAAAAGAUCAAGGUUUAGCUGUUAUUUCUCUUAAAAAGCUUUGCUUUUUUUUUUCUCUGUUUUAGAGUUUUUUGAAUCUUUGUAUGUGUAGAUCUGUGAUUUAUGAUCUUUAUUCUUGUUGUUUUUCGUUAGCUUUUUUGUUUUGUUUUGUUUUGUUUUGUUUUGUUUUGUUUUGUUGAUGGCAGAUAUGACGAAUAAGGCAAGGUAUCAUUCUGAGAGCAAAAAGGCUUACAGAAAAAAGUUAAAAAAGAACAAAAGGGAAAAGGCUAAAUUAGAGAAACUUCGAAUUGUAAGGUCUGAUGAGGAAAAGGAGGAGGAGGCUUAUGAAAUCAUUACAUCAGGUCCCACUGUAGAAGAACUUGAGAUUAGUAAACUCGAGCACGAUCCUUCCUCAAACAGUACUUCUACAUCUAUCCCCGAAGAAGAUCUCGAAGAACUGAUGACUUCCAUCAAGAAAGAUCCAUUCUUGAAACCUAUUCUGGAAGAUCAAGUUAUGACGAGGGGUAAGGCAAGGUAUCGCACUGAGAGCAAAAAGGCAUAUAAAAAAAAGCUAAAAAAGAACAAGAGGGAAAAAGCUAAAUUACAGAAACUUCAAACUGUAAGGUCUGAGGAGGAAAAGGAGGAGGAGGCUUAUGAAAUCACUAUAUCAGGUCCAAAUUCACUCAUCCACUUCAUUAGUUGGAACUGUCCUAUCGCAGAAGAAGUUGAGAUUAGUAAACUCGAGCACGACCCUUCCUCAAACAGUACUUGUGCAUCUAUCUCCGAAGAAGAUCUCGAAGAACUGAUGACUUCCAUCAAGAAAGAUCCAUAUUUGAAACCUAUUCUGGAAGAUAUUGAGAUUGGUGGUCCAACUGUAAUGAUGAGGUACUUAAAUGAUCCAGAGGUUUUUCAGAAGUUGGCGCAGGCAAUGGGUUUUGGAGUUUUAGGAGACAAUGUUAGUUCAGUUGAAGAUGAUGCAUCGAAUGCUGAUGCAGAAAGAUUGUAAUUUUUUGUUUCUUUGGUAUUUUUUGACAGGCAGUGCAUGGUAUUUGGUGACUUCUGGAAGCCAUGUCCUAGCCCGUGGGGUUUGGUGUCGUCUGAAUGCCAUCGUCCUAGCCUAGCCUGUUGAAUUUGGUGUCGUCUGAACCCCAUGGUCCUAGCCCUUGGUAUUUGGUGUCGUCUGAGCCCCAUGGUAUUUGGUGUUGUCUGAACCCCAUGGUAUUAACCCGUGGCAUUUGGUGCUGUAUGAAUACUACGGAACGUGAAGUUGUUUCCAUUGGUGCCA
Messenger RNA from Papaver somniferum (opium poppy), 2685 nucleotides. RefSeq names its product ankyrin repeat domain-containing protein 2A-like. The transcript is spliced from 6 exons. NCBI's taxonomy places the organism in Eukaryota, Viridiplantae, Streptophyta, Magnoliopsida, Ranunculales, Papaveraceae. The record is from RefSeq and is a predicted model, not a curated record. The coding region runs from base 1600 to 2406 and encodes 268 amino acids.